Messenger RNA from Colossoma macropomum (tambaqui), 2183 nucleotides. It is a transcript of the gene cyp27c1, whose product is annotated as cytochrome P450 27C1. The record is from RefSeq and is a predicted model, not a curated record. Lineage: Eukaryota; Metazoa; Chordata; Actinopteri; Characiformes; Serrasalmidae. The transcript has 9 exons. Gene Ontology annotation, molecular function: iron ion binding; heme binding; monooxygenase activity. Gene Ontology annotation, cellular component: mitochondrial inner membrane. Gene Ontology annotation, biological process: C21-steroid hormone biosynthetic process; cellular response to peptide hormone stimulus; glucocorticoid biosynthetic process. Bases 167 to 1768 code for a protein of 533 amino acids.
CUUUCUGUGGAUCCGAUUACACCUCCGUGGAUCUUUUAAAAGUCGCUGCUCUGGUGUUCUCCAAACACGCCUUCUUCUCCUCUCAGAGGUGCAGCUCGCCUCAGUUUGGAAGACGCUUGUGUAGCUCACUCUCCCAGUCUCUCUGUGUCUGUUCUGAGUUUCCAGCAUGGCUCUGACCGCCUCUCUGCUGAACGCUGCUCUGCUGCGGGGUGCGAGCUCCACUCGGCUCCUCCUGCCGGUCUCUGCGCUUCACGGCUCGGCCAGCAGCCGCUCUCUGGAGGCCGCCACAGCCGCCCCCGCCGCCCAGCCCGGUGUCUCCGAGGAGCUGGCUGAGGGUCGCCGUGUCAAGAGCCUGCGAGAAAUGCCUGGACCCAGCGCCAUCGGCAACCUCGUCGAGUUCUUCUACCGAGACGGUUUCAGCCGCAUCCACGAGAUCCAGCUGGAGCACAGCCAGAAGUAUGGGAAGAUAUUUAAGUCACGCUUUGGGCCUCAGCUGGUGGUGUCAAUUGCAGACCGAGACCUGGUGGCGCAGGUGCUGAGGGCCGAGGGCGUGACCCCUCAGAGAGGAAACAUGGACUCCUGGAAAGAGUACAGAGACCUGAGGGGCCGCUCCACCGGCCUGAUCUCAGCAGAGGGUGAUGAUUGGCUGAGUAUGCGCAGUGUGCUGCGUCAGCUGAUCAUGCGUCCACGCGACGUCGCUGUUUUCUCUGAUGACGUUAACAGCGUGGUGGCCGAUCUUGUGGACAAAGUGCGCAGACUCCGCCGCCAGCAGCCUGAUGGACUCACUGUCCUCAACAUCAACGAUCUGUUCUUCAAAUAUGCCAUGGAAGGUGUGGCAUCUAUCUUGUAUGAGACUCGUCUGGGCUGCUUGGAAGAUGAAAUUCCCAAGAUGAGCCAGGAAUACAUCAAAGCGCUGCAUCUCAUGUUCAGUUCCUUCAAGACCACCAUGUACGCUGGGGCCAUCCCCAAGUGGCUGCGCCCUGUGUUCCCUAAACCUUGGGAGGAGUUCUGCAGCUCCUGGGACGGCCUCUUCAAAUUCAGCCAGAUCCACAUUGACAGGACGUUGGCAGACAUCAAAAGGAAGGUGGAGAAGGGCGAGGAGGUGAAAGGUGGGCUGCUCACUCACUUGCUGGUCACCAAGGAGAUGAAUGUGGAAGAGAUCUAUGCCAACAUGACCGAAAUGCUUCUGGCUGGUGUGGACACGACUUCCUUUACAUUAUCAUGGAGCACGUACCUUCUGGCCAAGCAUCAGACAGUGCAGCAGCAGAUCUAUGAGGAAGUGACAAAUGUGCUGGGUGGGCGGGUCCCAACCGCUGAUGAUGUUCCUCAGCUGCCACUCAUUAGGGGGCUGGUCAAGGAAACCCUCAGACUUUUCCCUGUUCUUCCUGGUAAUGGCCGUGUCACUCAGGACGAUCUCGUUUUGGGAGGUUACUUCAUCCCUAAAGGGACUCAGUUGGCUCUUUGUCAUUACUCCACCUCUAUGGAUGAGGAGAAUUUCCCUCGUGCGGAGGACUUCCGUCCAGACCGCUGGCUCCGUAAAGACACUUCGGAUAGAGUAGACAACUUUGGCUCCAUCCCAUUCGGCUACGGCAUCCGGAGCUGCGUGGGCAGGAGAAUAGCAGAACUUGAGAUGCACUUGGCUCUGACCCAGCUCCUUCAGAAAUUCCACAUCGAUGUGUCUCCCGUCACAGGUGACAUCCGAGCCAAAACCCACGGCCUGCUCUGUCCUGGAGCACCUAUCAACGUCAGAUUUGUCGACCGCAUCUAGACCCCCCCUUUCUGAAUGUAUAUAUGUAUCUAAAUGUGCUGUUUAAAGCUUUGUGAAUGGUAGCAUGUGUCUCUAAUUUUUAUUUUGAAAAGUUCACAAGUCGUCCAGUUUUCAAAUCUAAUUAAAACUCACUUGCACUUAAUUAAAAUCUUAUUUUGUAUGUCUUGACUUUAAAGAUCAGCUGCUGGAUAUGUGAAAGUGUCUGAUCUGAUUGCUGAUUGAACCACUUGUGUGGUUAUGUCAAGUUCAGUGCCUUUUUUCUUUUUUUUGCCUUUAUGGCUUUGUUUCUAUGAGCUUUGCACAGAUCUGAGUGGUGACAAAAUGGUGCCUGGACAAAGUGGUCAUAAGCCAUACAGGCACAUCUUUUUCAUUUUUGUUUAAAGAGCUAGUUUACCUAAAAUAUGCCAAAUUAGCA